CGAUAACAAACCGGGGGAAAUCGGUGCCAGCUGCGACUUGCACCACGCACCGCGCACCGCUACAACCUGUCAUGGUGGGGUUCCUACCGCUACCUUAUCCACUCGCCCACCAUCACCCCGCCUGGAACCUCCGCUCGUGGUGCCAACACCCGACUUGGGGCCUAGAGGUACCCUUAGCUCUAACCUCUACGGGCCUCGAGUGGCAUCUCGACGGAGGAAGAUCCGCUCACCUCCCAACAUCACCUCUUAGCUUCGUUUCCGCUUGGAUUAGGUCCUAUUUGGGCUUCACUUUGGCCGAACGUCUUGACUACUCUUUCGCCGGGCAUAGUUACUCGGUAUCUUCGAGACCCAUGACAGGUCGUUUUCAUGGUUCUUGCGAUGACACAUCUUCCAGGCUGCCGCUUCAGGCGCAAAAUCUUGAACCACUUCAUCCACCCGUCACCCAGGCUGAAGCAAGGUACCAACUUAAACGUCCAAGUCGUCCAAUGUGGAAAGCUCAAGUGACUUCGGCCCGCUUGCGGCAUAAGAAAAAGGCCAAACAGGUUCGCCACGUACCACGACCCGACGCCUCACAACAAAAUCCAAUAAUUGCGUGAGUAAUCCAGUCACGGCUCGGCGGGGGAAGAAAGCUUCAACUUCGACCUUGGGUGUGCGAGGCCCGCAUGUCUCCCGAAUGUUUCACAUUUUUGCCGUCUUUCUUAUCUUCCCAUCGAAGCUCAGCGGGGAUGCUGCGACUAAGAAUCCCAUGUCUUAGCCGAUGAAAAGGGUGUGUGGCUGCAAUGCUAUUUGAAUGUGGCUCAUGCGCGAGUACUGAUAAGGGGCGGUGCAAAUUCAAUAUCCGCUUCCUCGGCCCUCUGGACUAGCCAGGUAUCAUCUCUGAUGUGAGUGUGAGAAGUCAAGGGGAUUAUAGAUGUUAUCACAGCCAUUACACCAUGGUAAUUUCGAAGCCAAGGCACUUUGGACUAAAGUAGCCAGAUUUUGCGAUUGAUAUGAGAACUCAAAAAUCACUAUGCAAAGUAUAUAUGCUCUCGA
This is a messenger RNA of Colletotrichum phormii, 1032 nucleotides long. RefSeq lists its product as uncharacterized. The record is from RefSeq and is a predicted model, not a curated record. Lineage: Eukaryota; Fungi; Ascomycota; Sordariomycetes; Glomerellales; Glomerellaceae. Bases 72 to 596 code for a protein of 174 amino acids. The transcript has a single exon.